Messenger RNA from Leguminivora glycinivorella, 1346 nucleotides. RefSeq names its product cilia- and flagella-associated protein 161-like. Bases 54 to 899 code for a protein of 281 amino acids. Gene Ontology annotation, biological process: cilium assembly. Lineage: Eukaryota; Metazoa; Arthropoda; Insecta; Lepidoptera; Tortricidae. Gene Ontology annotation, cellular component: motile cilium. The record is from RefSeq and is a predicted model, not a curated record. The transcript is spliced from 6 exons.
ACUACUGAUAUCAAAUCCGUUGAGUCAAGAAUUGUAUAUAACUUGAAUAUAAAAUGUCGAAGCUGUCGAAAUUGGACGAAGACAAAGGCAUUGUUUACUGUAACCGCGUGCUUCUCGGUAAUUGGUAUGAAGCUUCCAAAUUGGAAGAGUACAAAUUAGACAAAUUCCGGAUUCAAAUGGAAAAUGGGGACUUGAUGCUGGCGAGAUACCGAAAGAUGUCCGAAAACCUCAAUACGCCUACCGUCUUGACUCAGUCUACGGGAACCACUGUUUUCGGGGCCAAGAUUUCUUUGCUAGCCCCCCACGUAUACGUUUCAGAUAAACCCAGUCCGGAUUAUAAGGGUCUCUUCCUAGGUGGUCGUAUUUCGGCCGAUGACAUAAUGUACUCGCAAGACCUUCGCGACGGAUGCUCGGUGGUAGCUCACCAGGAUACAGUGCCUCAAGAAAAACACACAUUUGUCUUAACCAGUGCCGAUUACUGCAAUCGAGACCAAGAAGUUCUGAAGUAUAAUCAGGAAUUUCUUCUUACUCUUUCCAAAUCCGUAAAGACAAAGCCCCUUUACGUAAGGUUCGACCCAAACCCGAUCCCCGGUCUUUGCGGCAAAUUCCCACUGUUCCUGAGUGAGCAUGCUGUGUCCAACACUCGCUGGCGAAUCCUGCCGGUCCAGAAACCGACCAUCUCUCGAUUUGAGCAGGAAGGCAAACCCGUCCCUGUAAACGAAGAUAUAAUAAUAAAUCAUUGCGCCACCAAUAUUAAUUUAGGCGUGGACACCUUGAAGUGGGAAACGGGAUUCUUCGGGAAAAUUUACGCUCCCCUGAUGAAAACUUGCUUAGAUGUUUUUGGGCGCGAAACGCCGAAUAAUGUUUGGCAUAUUCAUAUUCCGAUCGCCAAGGACUGAGUUUUUCUUACCAAGCUCUAUUCAAGUCUUAUUUAUUUAUUUACAUUUAUCUUCUUCCUUCGUUCUUUAUUGUUGAAACUCACGACCAUGAUUUUGUGCACUAAAUAUUGUAAUAAUUUUUCAUACCCAUGUGUAGCAUAUUAAAUUUUGUGACAGGCUACGAUGUAGCUUGUAGCAAGCUAUAAACGUUUGGCGUAGCACCUUGCCAUCAAGUCAUGCUCGCUACUGCGCAAGAGUGUUUAUGGUAUUUCAAUCAGGUAAGAACGAAAAGUUGCCAAUAAAACCGCAGAUUAAACUGACUUGUCAAUUUUAUGUGUAAGACACAAAAAUCAUGAGCAUGUUACUUUUUACUUAAGUCUUUACAGUAUUUUUAUGUAGUUUGUUUAUAUUUGUUAUACAUUUUUAUCUUUAGUUUAUUUAUUAGGUAAUAAAGUUGUGAAUGAUUUC